Molecule: messenger RNA, 1392 nt
Organism: Cladophialophora yegresii CBS 114405
Lineage: Eukaryota; Fungi; Ascomycota; Eurotiomycetes; Chaetothyriales; Herpotrichiellaceae
Exons: 2
Coding region: 1-1392 (463 amino acids)
Biological process (GO): secondary metabolite biosynthetic process
Molecular function (GO): FAD binding
Source: RefSeq, a predicted model, not a curated record
AUGUCCACGUUUCAAUCGUCGCCUAUGUCGACUACUACGCCGCCGAUCGUCAUCAUUGGGGGUGGUUUGGCGGGCUUGACGCUUUCUAUCGGUCUCGCCCACAACAACAUCCCCCAUCAGAUAUCCGAAUUAGCCCCUGCAUUCGCCGAAAUCGGAUCUGGGAUUGCACUCGGACCCAACAGUGUGAGGGCACUUGAGCAGAUCGAUCCCAGGAUCAACGAUGGUUUUCAGAGAUGUGUGACGUACAACGAGGGUGUGGAAACCGACGAGUAUAACAAUGGCACGGGCCCGGUCAGUACAGAGUUCCACGAUCUUAUUAAAACAGUGACACAUUCGAGUUCUGAGAAGCCAGGACGUGCUUGCUUCCAUCGAGCUAAGUUCCUCGACGAGCUUAUCAAGUUGAUUCCGCCAUCGAUUGUGCACUUCGGGAAGACUUUACAGUCAAUCGAGCCAACGAACGAUCAAAACCUUGUUCUUCAUUUCGCGGACGGGACGACUGUUACAACGGCAGCCGUCAUCGCCUGUGAUGGUAUCAAAUCAGUAGUGCGACGAUCGUAUAUAUUAGCCGACACUCCCAAUGCACGGACUACUCGCCCACAGUCGACGUUUGAGUAUGCGUAUCGAGGUAUGUAUACCAAACAAGAAUUCCAAUCUAUUACGAAGGGGCAAAUCAGCCCGAACAAAGGCACCAUCUUCUGUGGUACGGAUGCGUAUAUCGUCAUGUAUCCCGUAGAGAAAGGCCAGUUUAUCAACAUGGUAGCUGUUAAGCGGAUGCCCGAUGCACACGAAUUACGAGAAUUGGCAGCUAGUGAAACCAGCGGUACACUGGAUGUUAAACACGACGACGUCCCUUGGAUUCAAGCUGUAGACAAGAACACGAUGAUGGCCGACUUUGCGGGCUGGGGCGAACCUAUUCAAGCAUUGAUAUCGCAUAUCAAGCACCCGGAAAGGUGGUCUCUAUUCGAUCAUCUACCUGCCCCAACCUAUGUCAAGGGUAAGGUAGCAAUUCUGGGUGAUGCGGCACAUGCAUCGACACCGCAUCAAGGUCAAGGCGCGGGUAUGGCGUUCGAAGACUCACUGGUGAUGAGCGGUGUACUGGGAGAGGUCCUCGAGACUAAACGAGGGAUACCCUCUGAUUCCGUGCAAGGCCUGGACGCUAAAAUCGAGGCGGCUUUCAAGGCGUACGAUCAGGUACGUUGCCCUCGCACCCAAGCGAUUUGCAGAACAAGCAGGGAGAUGGGAGACAUGCUUAGCUAUGUCUUGCCUGGCGUUGGAAGUGACUUGGCCAAAAUCGAGACCAACCUGGCGCAGAGAAUGAACUUGAUAGGGUAUGUUGAUCUGCAAGGCGGAGUUCAGACGCCAGCCGACAUUGCAAGGAAAUUGCUUGCGUGA